Rhodamnia argentea is the source of this 1961-nucleotide messenger RNA. Its product is annotated as plasmodesmata-located protein 2-like. Gene Ontology annotation, cellular component: plasmodesma. The coding region runs from base 490 to 1401 and encodes 303 amino acids. Gene Ontology annotation, biological process: transport of virus in multicellular host; plasmodesmata-mediated intercellular transport. The transcript is spliced from 4 exons. Lineage: Eukaryota; Viridiplantae; Streptophyta; Magnoliopsida; Myrtales; Myrtaceae. The record is from RefSeq and is a predicted model, not a curated record.
AAAAAGGGCAGACAAAAACAACAUAAAAAAAGGCCACCUUGUUCAGGCAUGAAAAUAAUUCUUUUAUCUUUCCAAUUUCUCUCUCCCACCAAUUGCACCCCAUUGCAAGAACCUUCCCUAGGCAAAGAGAGCCCUUCAAGAAAAGGAAAAGAAAAUUAAAAAGAGAGAGAGAGAGAGAGAGGAGAUGCUUCCUCAUCUCUCUGCACAUCUCCAGAGGCAGGUUUGGGGCUCCUUGUGAGGCUGAGAAAAAGUAAAGUGAAAUCCCAAGCACCCCUAUACGGAAACACCCAAAAUUCAGAGUCUUUUCCAAGUGAAAAAAGAAAGCUGCAACAGGGAAAGCUAAGGAAUCAAAGCUUCAAGGCGCAACCCUUCAAUCUUUUCCCAGCUUCAACCAAAACCCAUUUCUCCAAAACCCCAAAAAUUCACUUCCAAGAAGCACCGACCCAUGAUUUGAUCCAUCAAAGUUCAAACCACACCCCCUCCUGAAAUAUGGGUUUUUCCGCAAAGCCCUCGCCUUUACCCUUCCUCUUCCUCUCUCUCUCGGCAUUGUUGUUCCUCCCUCGAGUCCCACUUGCCAAAUCCGCCACUGACUACACUGCUCUGGUCUACAAAGGGUGUGCGAAGCAAGCCUUCGUGGAUCCGACAGGGGUCUACUCGCAAUCCCUCUCGGCCCUGUUCGGAUCUCUGGUGUCUCAGUCCACCAAAUCCAAGUUCUUCAAGACCACUUCCGGGUCGGGCCAGACCAGCAUCACCGGGCUCUUCCAGUGCCGAGGUGAUCUGAGCAACACCGACUGCUACAACUGCGUCAGCAAGCUCCCCAUUUUGACCGACAAGCUCUGUGGACGGACCAUCGCCGCGAGGGUUCAGCUGUCAGGAUGCUACUUGCUCUACGAGGUCUCUGGGUUCACUCAGGUCUCGGGAAUGGAGAUGCUGUAUAAGUCCUGCGGGGCCACCAGCGUCGCAGGGACGGGGUUCCAGGAGAGGAGGGACACGGCUUUCUCGGUGCUGGAGAACGGCGUGGUGUCGGGUCACGGGUUCUACACGACGAGCUACGAGGCGGUGUAUAUGUUGGGCCAGUGUGAGGGGGAUGUUGGGGACUCGGACUGUGGAGAGUGUGUGAAGAGUGCUGUCCAGAGGGCUCAGGUGGAGUGUGGGAGCUCCAUCUCCGGGCAGAUUUAUCUGCACAAGUGCUUCGUGAGCUAUAGUUACUACCCAAAUGGGGUUCCCAUGAGGUCGUCGUCGUCCUCCUCCUCCUCUUCGUCUUCAUCUUCUUCAUCAGGGUCGGGGCAAAGCACAGGCAAGACAGUGGCUAUUAUAUUAGGAGGGGCUGCUGGGGUUGGUUUUCUGGUCAUUUGCUUGCUGUUUGCCAGGAAUUUGCUGAAGAAACAUGAUGAUUUUUAGUGGCAGUGAUCUAGGGUUGAAGAAAGAGGCAAAAGGAAAAAUUUUGAGGCCAAUUCUUUGUUUUGUGGUUCUUCAUUCUCCAAGUAGAGAAGAGAAUGGACUAAUUUUUUGGGAGGUGGGUGGUGGAGAUGUUACAGAAUGGAGGGGGAGUCAAAUGUUGGUUGGGAGGUGCAACAUGAGGAGAAGGAGAAGAACCUGUGCUUACCGUUAGGUAAAGACUGAAUGAGAGCGUUGAAGAGAAACAGGGCUUGGAAGUAUUACUACUUUUUUUUCUCACAAAGGUGAAAAAAAGAAAAAAACACCGGAAGAGGACUCUUAAAUGUUGCAGGAUUAGGAAUGAAUGUUUGUUUGUCAAUUGACAUUGAUGGAUGGAUGAGAAAGAUGCUGUGGAGAAAUGAGUGUAUGCCCUUUGUUAUAUUUUAAUCCAUGGAGGCCAUAUCUCUCCAUUGGCAUUCUCUCUCUCUCUCUCUCUCUCUCUCUCUCUCUACAAGACACUGCUUAGGUGCCAAAUUGUUCUGCUCGUGUUGUGGAUGCAAAAUCAGUUUUGGGACAUCAGAUUA